This is a messenger RNA of Solanum verrucosum, 2100 nucleotides long. Its product is annotated as G-type lectin S-receptor-like serine/threonine-protein kinase LECRK2. Bases 1 to 2100 code for a protein of 699 amino acids. NCBI's taxonomy places the organism in Eukaryota, Viridiplantae, Streptophyta, Magnoliopsida, Solanales, Solanaceae. The transcript has 2 exons. Gene Ontology annotation, biological process: recognition of pollen; protein phosphorylation. Gene Ontology annotation, molecular function: ATP binding; protein serine/threonine kinase activity. The record is from RefSeq and is a predicted model, not a curated record.
AUGGUACUCAGCUUCAGGUCAUUUCGCCUUCGGUUUUUAUCCACAAGGAAGUGGUUACAAGUUUUGAAAACAAAUAACAGUGAGGAUAAGACUGUUGCAGCUAGUUCAUCAGAAUCUGCUUCUUAUGCCAACUUGCUUGAUAACGGUAACUUUGUUCUUUACAAUCAAGAUCAUGAAGCUAUCUAUGAGAGCUUCAGGUCUCCUACUGAUACAAUUUUAGGUGGCCAGAAAUUAACAAGUGGGGGUAAAUUGGUUUCUAGUUUCUCCUCCACAAAUCAUUCCUCGGGGCGAUUUCGCCUCUUGAUGCAGGAUGAUGGGAACCUUGUUGCAUACCCCAGAUACUUGUUUCGGCCAGUGGAUGCCUAUUGGUCUUCACAAAUUUAUUGUGAUGGUUGCAGAAAUCUCCUGCUUCUUAACAGCACUGGCAUCUUAUUUCUGAUCAAUAACACCGAUUCAUCAGUACUUCGACAAUUAUACACUCCACUUGUGCAGAAUGACAGAGCUAUUUAUCGGGCCACUCUAGAUUAUGAUGGGAAUUUUCGUCUCUAUUCUCACGAAUUCAACUCCAAUGGGAAUUCUAAAAUGGUAGUGGAGUGGGAGGCAAUUGAUGAUAUUUGUCUUGUGAAGGGUUUCUGUGGCCUUAAUGGCUAUUGUGUUGGAAGUAAUCACAAUGCACCGUCUUGUAUGUGUCUACCAGGGUCAUACUUGAGAGAGAAUGAUCCAAGCUUUGGUGAUUGUCAAAGGAACUUCACCAGAGGAAAGUGCAUUAAUGGGAAAGAAGAUGUAAGUGUCUACAAGAUUACUACCACAACCAAUUUGACCUGGGAGGAUCCUCCUUACUUUGUUACAUCACUUCUAGGAAAAGAAGAUUGUGGUAAAUCUUGUUUGGAGGACUGUGAUUGUGAUGCUGCUCUUUUCGAUGAAACUGGCCAGUGUAUGAAACACAAGCUGCCUCUGAGGUAUGUCAAAGGUGCUCCUGAAGGAUCUCGCACUGCUUACUUCAAAGUCAGCAAUCUAGCAGUGCAAAAUCCAACAACGGAUUCAGUGAAGCCACCAUGGGUGGUGAUCUUGGUUUUAUCGAUAAGUUUCGUUAUGUAUUCAGGUACUGCUCUUGCAUUUUCAGGCUUUUAUGUCUUCAAAUUCCGGAUAAUAAAGUACAGGAAGCUACUUCAGACAGGAACCACAGGCUUAACGAAAGAUUUCAUACUCAAAACUUGCUCUUACAAGGAGCUAAAACAGGCAACGGAUGGUUUCAAAGAGGAAUUAGGAAAGGGUGCUUUUGGAGCAGUUUAUAAAGGGAGCUUUGACAAAGGUAAAAACCUUGUAGCAGUGAAGAGGCUAGAGAAGGUAGUGGAAGAAGGUGAAAGGGAGUUCAAAGCAGAAAUGAGGGUCAUAGGUAGAACUCGACACAAAAACUUGAUUCGUUUGCUUGGAUAUUGUGCUGAAGGAUCAAAAAGAGCUCUUGUUUAUGAAUAUAUGAGCAAUGGUUGCCUAGCAAAUCUGUUGUUCCGAGGAGCUACUCGGCCGGAUUGGAAUCUAAGAGUAAAUAUUGCACUAGAUGUGGCCAGGGGAAUCCUCUACCUCCAUGAAGAAUGUGAAGCUCCAAUUAUCCACUGUGAUAUAAAGCCACAAAACAUCUUACUCGACGAGUUGUUGACAGCUAAAAUCUCAGAUUUUGGUCUGGCCAAGCUGCUAAUGCCUGAUCAAACAAGAACUUUCACUGGUGUAAGAGGGACUAGAGGGUAUUUAGCACCAGAGUGGCAAACAAAUGCCCCCAUCUCUGUCAAGGUUGAUGUCUUCAGCUAUGGUAUUGUAUUGCUAGAAAUCAUUUGCUGCAGAAGAAACAUUGAAGUCUGUGUGACUAAAAUAGAAGAAAUCCAGCUUUCUAUAUGGGCAUAUAGUUGCCUUGUUGAAGGUGAAGUAGACAAGCUUGUUGGAAGUGAAGAAGUAGACAAGAAAACCUUGGAAGGAAUGAUCUCUGUGGCGAUUUGGUGCAUUCAGGACGAACCAGCUCUUCGUCCUUCCAUGAAAAAAGUAUUACACAUGUUGCAGGGAAUUAUUGAUAUUCCAAUUCCUCCAUGUCCAAGUCCCAGUAGUUAA